Messenger RNA from Anguilla rostrata (American eel), 1872 nucleotides. It is a transcript of the gene aplnra, whose product is annotated as apelin receptor a. The coding region runs from base 246 to 1331 and encodes 361 amino acids. Lineage: Eukaryota; Metazoa; Chordata; Actinopteri; Anguilliformes; Anguillidae. Gene Ontology annotation, biological process: cell chemotaxis; brain development; neurogenesis. The record is from RefSeq and is a predicted model, not a curated record. Gene Ontology annotation, cellular component: external side of plasma membrane; membrane. Gene Ontology annotation, molecular function: C-C chemokine binding; C-C chemokine receptor activity. The transcript has a single exon.
CAGCGCUGCGAACUCAGACAGAGACUCCGUUGUUGGUGCGCUGCCCGUGUCUGCGGUUCUGUUUCCGAAGUUAUCAUUCUAUUUUUUGGCUCUUCUGUUUGAAUUGAUUCUAUCUUUUCCCGGCCUUGAUUUGCGCAAGAUCAGUGCUAUUGGGCUCUAGAGUGAAAAAACAUCACUGGACUGGAGAAGUGGAUUAAAAAGCAUUUAUCAAUUUUUUCUCCUCCGAACUCAAGAAAACCUCUGAUAUGGAUACCACUGAGGAAUAUGGAUACAUGCAGUUUGACUACUAUGAUGACAAUGACACUAUGUGCGAUUACUCCGAAUGGGAGCCCUCGUUCUCCCUCAUCCCCGUCCUGUACAUGCUCAUCUUCAUCCUGGGACUGUCAGGCAACGGUGUGGUCAUCUUCACUGUGUGGAAGUCCAAGUCGAAGCGCCGGGCGGCCGAUGUCUACAUAGGCAACCUGGCCCUGGCUGACCUGACCUUUGUGGUCACCCUGCCCCUGUGGGCGGUCUACACGGCGCUGGGCUACCACUGGCCCUUUGGCGCGGCCCUGUGCAAGAUCAGCAGCUACGUGGUGCUGGUCAACAUGUACGCCAGCGUCUUCUGCCUCACCUGCCUGAGCUUUGACCGCUACCUGGCCAUCGUCCACUCGCUGUCCAGCAGCCGGCUGAGGUCCAGGGGCACCAUGCUGGCCUCUCUGGGCGCCAUCUGGCUGCUCUCUGGCCUGCUGGCUGUGCCCACGCUCCUGUUCCGCACCACUGUGGAUGACCUCAGUAGCAACCGCACCAUUUGCGCCAUGGACUUCAGCAUGGUGACGCCGAACCGGCUGCACGAGUCGCUGUGGAUCGCCGGGCUCAGCCUCUCCUCCUCCGCCCUGGGCUUCCUCCUGCCCUUCCUGGCCAUGACCGUCUUCUACUGCUUCAUCGGCUGCACCGUCACCCGCCACUUCAACAACCUGCGCAAGGAGGACCAGAAGAAGCGCAGGCUGCUGAAGAUCAUCACCACCCUGGUGGUGGUCUUCGCCUUCUGCUGGACGCCCUUCCACGUGCUGAAGAGCAUGGACGCCCUGUCCUACCUGGACCUGGCGCCCAACACCUGCGGCUUCCUGCGCUUCCUGCUGCUGGCCCACCCCUACGCUACCUGCCUGGCCUACGUCAACAGCUGCCUCAACCCCUUCCUGUACGCCUUCUUCGACCUGCGCUUCCGCUCCCAGUGCCUCUGCCUGCUCAACCUGAAGAAGGCCAUGCACGGCCAGAUGAGCUCCAUGUCCUCCACCCUCAGCGCCCAGACCCAGAAGUCCGAGGUGCAGUCGCUGGCCACCAAGGUGUGAGAGAGCGGCGGCAGAGGUGGCUCCCACCUGUCAUGAACUCUGCAGGUAAACCGAGGACUUUUGAUGACCCUCCGUUUUUAAAGACAUUUUUUCAUUUGUUUGUGGAGAUGUGGGGGAGAAAAAUGAACGCCGGAGAACUGAGGUGAAGUGAACCGAAGAGAGAGUUGCGUUUCAGUUGACAUGCGUGCGCAUCUCCCACUAACAACACAACUGAUGCUACUGGAGGGGGAAAGAUGGAUUUUGAGGGGGGGCGGGAAGGGGGUGGGGGGUCCUGUGCCAGAGACUGUUUUUCUGCAGUAACUUACAGACGUUACGCGUCGCUCAGUCACUCUGGGACAAUCCUUUUCCUCCUGAGAUUCCAGAGUUGGGGCCAGCUGGCUGAGCUCACAGCUGCUGGAAUCUCCAUACACCUUUUUGACAGAGGUAAAAUGAUUUUUUUUAAAUAAGGAAGAAAAUACCUUUUUUUUCCUUGCUUUGUUCUUCAGGUGUUCUACAGGCACUAGUGAUACUGCAGGGGGGUAGGGGAGCAGAGCCCUGAACA